AACUGAACUGUUUAACACCUAUUUUACAUUUAAAACCACUUUAUUUCAUGCCUUAGUAUACCUCACAAUUCAUUUUCAUUAUUUUGCCAUCAUAUAGUACCAUGGUACAAUUAAAGACUACAGUAGUAUUCUUUGAAUAAUUGGCUUUUGAUGAAUAUAGCUAUUCAGCAUGGACCAUCCGAAUUUAUCAUUGGGCUUAUUGGGCUGGCAACCCAUUGGCCCCAGCUUGUAGGGGGCCAGUUUACGUUUGUUCAGUUAUGCCAUUCAGAAUGGCUAAACAGGCCAGCCGGGGUUAACAUCUUUCAAUUACGAUUAGGGGUCGUAAGGGUUAAACAUAUCCACCAUUAUUUCUCAGGAAAAAAAAUAUACUUUUCUGAAGUAAAUGAGGUAAACUGCCACUAGACCCCGCUUAUGAUUGUAAAGUGCUUUGGGUGUGUAGCUAUACACAAUGAAGUGCUAUACAAAUCCUUCAUUCAUUCAAAUCAUUUCAUGAAAUUGAAAAAAAGAUAAAUAAUGUAAUUACAGAAAUAUAAAUCCAUUGUUUUGGCCAAACAUUAAGCACACAUUUGACUGCAAUGAAACAUGAACCAAUUUGCUUUUUAUGAAGAUUAUUUUUUCAUCAAAACGCAGUUUAAUCAUGUAGUUAAAAAAUUAGGCCUAGUUGUAAAAGUUACGUUUUAAUUUUAGUAUAAUGAAUAACUAGAUGUUUACGUGUUGUAAGCUUUGUAUUAGUUUUUUUGCACUAGUCGGCUUUUUGCAUGCGGCAUUUGCAGAGCUCCAUUGGGAUGUGUAACAUUACAUUUUUCACAAAAAUAUGUCUCAGUAGCACAGUCCCAAACAGUGUGAUUGAGCUAGAAGCACGCUACAUCUACAGAGCUGAUAGAACCGCUGUGGGAAAAGCAAAGGUGGGAGCAUUUGCAUCAGUAAACAGAGCCUGGUGCACUGAUGCUGUUAUUACUAAAUCUCACUGUUCCUGCUGAUCAGUUUAUGUAACCCCGGAUGCUAAUGCUAAACUAGCUAAUUAUUUAAAUUAAUUUGUCAGGCCACACUGGUCUCACACACAGAUAUUAGUAUCUACACCAGCACCAUUCUAUACCACAUUAACAGGUGUGUCGAUAAAGUAUCCACCCAUAAAAUAAUUAAAAAAUUACCGAGCCAGAAACCUUGGAUGAACAUGGUAGUCGGACUCCUGCUUAAAGCACGUGACACAGCUUUUAAACCUGGCAACCAAGAAGCCUACAGUUUAUCCAGGGCCAAUCUGAAGAGGGGAAUUAAAGCUGCUAAACUUAAUUACAACAGCGGAUUGAGGAUAAAUUCAACAACAAUGAUCCUCGGCAUAUGUGGACAGGCCCUCACAGACUACAAACAAUCAAAUAGACACCCCCAACCAAAAAUGCCACACUCCCAGGUGAACUGAACAUCUAUCAUGCUCACUUCAAUCAUGGAAACACAGAAUCACUGUACAAAGCUUAACAAUUACAACUCCUUCAUCGUCACCUUGAACAUUGGCGUACCACAGGGGUGUGUUCUAAGCCCAGUUCUCUUUCUCCCUUUUCAGCCAUGACUGCAUACCUGUACAUGGCUCUAACUCCAUAAUCAAGUUUGUUGCUUGUAUUGGAGGUUUGCAAGAAAAAGACCAUUCCUCAAGAAAGGCCAGAUGCAGUCAUGACUGAGCUUUGCAAAAACAUACCUUGAAGAUUCAGAGACCGAUGGAACUAAAACUGAAUUAUUUGGCUUCAACACCAAACAAUAUGUCUGGUGGAAAUCCAAUACAACUCACCAUCCAAAUAACAGUGUUCCUACUGUAAAGCAUGGAGGUGGUAAUAUCCUUAUGGGUGUGUUUCUCUGAAGAAGGGACUUGAACACUUUCAAGAUAGAAGGAAAAAUGGAUAGGGCAAAAUAUUGUCAAAUUCUUGAAAACCUGCUGCCCUCUGACAGAUAGUUAGCUGUCAAUGGAAAAAGGUUUACUUUCCAGCAUGACAAUGACCAAAAACUACACAGCAAAACUGACCACAGAGUGGUUGAAAGAGUAAAAGAUGAAUUGCAAAGUAUAGAUAUGCAAAGGUAGUAGAGACAGAGACAUGUCCUAACAGACUAAAGUCUGUAAUUAAAGUAAAAGGUGGUUCAACAAAAUACUGACACAAGUAGGUGAUCCUUUUUCCCAACUCAGUGAUUCAGUUUAUUAUUUGACAUUUUGGCUUUAUAUCUUUAGACUGGAUGUUAUAAAUUACAGAGUAAAUACAGCGUGAUAAAACAAAAACUGUUUCGAUCUUCACACAAAAUAUUAUUAUGUUAUAUGUUAAAGGUGGUGAUUAUUUUCUACCCACUGUACGUAUUUACUCUUAUUUAAAUACAUUGGCUAUUAGCACUUCUGUUUAGAUGCUAACUGCAUUUCAUUGGACCUGUACACUGCACAGUGACAAUAAAGCUGAAUCUUAUCUAAUCUAAUCUAUUAUUACGUCCAUUUAAUUGGAUUAAGUGCUGGUGAUUGCUGGAGGAUUGAAGACUGUAGAGCGACAGGUUGUUGUGUUGUACUCUACGUUCAUUCAGACAGACACCAGCAUGAAGGAUCCACAGCUACCAGGUAUCAAAACACUAAAUGUCUGGGCGAAGCGACAUGGGAAAAAAGGAAAGAAUGAACCGGCGGCCCAACCUGCCCAGAAAGAAGCAAGAGCAUGCAAGGUACCAGCGCUUACUCCUGAACAAAGAGCGAAGCAGACGCCCUUCGAGAGGGUCCUCUAUGACAUGUCCCACAAUGAGCAGGUCAUCAGUGAAAUGAUGCUGGGCCGCAGGAUUGCUUUCUAUGAACUCAGAGGAGAAAUAGGGACUGGAAAUUUCUCUCAGGUCAAACUGGGUGUUCACGCUUUGACUAAAGAACGUGUUGCAGUAAAGAUUCUCAGGAAGGCACGGCUCGGCAAGAAGUCGCAGAAUCUGUUUGCCUCAGAGAUCAUCUGCAUGGAAAAUCUGUCCCAUCCGAACAUUGUGCGUCUGUAUGAGGUGCUGGAGACCAGUAAGCAUCUGUACCUCGCUAUGGAGUACGGCAGCGGAGGAGACCUGUUCUCUCGCCUCACCAGCAGAGGCCGCCUGUCAGACCUGGAGAGCAGGCUCAUCUUUGCCCAGAUCAUCUCAGCCAUCAAAUACAUGCAUGAAAACAACAUCAUCCAUCGUGACCUGAAAGCAGAAAAUAUUUUUUACACCACUUGCUACUGCAUCAAAGUGGGUGACUUCGGUUUCAGUGUGGUCAGUGAGCCGACCGCGACCCUGAACACGUUUUGCGGCUCCCCGCCGUAUGCGGCCCCGGAGCUGUUCAGAGACAAAAGCUACGUGGGCCAUUAUGUGGACAUCUGGGCGCUGGGUGUCCUCCUCUACUUUAUGGUGACUGCCACCAUGCCUUUCUACGGCAACAACUUAGGGCGACUGAAGCGCUGCAUCCUACAGGGGGCGUACAGCAUCCCGCCCUACGUCCCUGAGUCCUGUCAGCUGGCCAUCAAGGGCAUGCUGAGACCCUUACCUGUGGACCGGACCACCGUGUCUCAGCUGAUGCUAUGCUCCUGGCUGAAGGGCAUCGAAUACCCCAAACCCUAUCCUGCUUUCAAUGCGACGCCCAAUUACCUAGCUGACCCAGUGAAGAGCCUGUGCGUGGAGGAACAGGAAGUGAAGUCGGCCCUGAGUGAGCUGGGCAUCAGUGGCACACAUCUGCAGAAUAAAUCCUGCACUGACUGCCGCUGCCCAAUAACAGGGACUUAUCGUAUCCUGCUGCACCGCAUCCAGAAGAGGAGAUCCGUGGAAGCGGUAGGAUACUCCGCUCUGUACCCCGAGGAUUUUGGUACCAAGAAAUACUGGACCAGCAAUGUAAUGGCUAAGCACAAUCCUUCGGCAGUGUGUAACAUCCUAUGAAAACAAGUGUUGGACGAUACGUGCAUAAAGCCAUGUUUCAGGAUGUAAUCAAUUUACAUGCAUGAAGUUGUGCUGGUUUUUGUGCGAAACCUAGCAUCCCAGAAUGAAUCCCAAGAUUAGUAUUUUACUCUCUUUAACAUUUUGGAAAUAUAUUAGUUUAGAAGUUUUUUGGUGCUUAUCUGCUGCUGAAUCUGUUGUUAAAAAAAACAGCACAAAAAGGAUAGCCCAAUUUCUGAAACGAAAUCAGCCGCCAAUUAUUUUUAAUGAAUCAAAAAUGUACAGAGCAACACGUGUAGCCGAAACUAAUGACUCUUUCGAGCUGGUUCUUUUUAGUGAAUCAAAAGCAUAUAACACAACAAGUGCAGCCUGAUUCUCAAAAUGAAUGAACAGGUUCUUUUUAGUGAUUCAUGAACAUGAAAUGCAACAAAUGCAAAUUAUGAAUCAAAAACAUACAGCGUAACAAGUGAAGCAUGAUUCCCGAAAUGAGUGGCUCUUAUGAGCCGGUUCUUUUAAUGAAUAGCUCAUUAUAACGGAAAUAUACUACUAUUAAUCAGAACGAAUCAGUUGUACCGGGCAGUUUUUGUGUUCUGUUUUACAAAAUCUCCAGGGUCCAAUGGGAUCCAAGGCCUGAGACCACUUGCGCAAAUGCUUACAUUUGUAAAACUUCUAAUGAUUUUAUUUUUGCAGUCAGUCCAUCAGUGGUCAUUUACUGUUGCCAAGUGGAAAACGGAGAUGUGGCCAAUACUUAAUGGUUAGGAAAACAUUUGAUACAUUUUUGUAUCACUGAUUAGUUUGAGAAUAUUGUUUGUUUGAUAUUGUCUGAGCCACAGCUUUGGAUUGAACGUCAUAUGUAGUAAAUAUUUGCAAUACGCUGGUUACUGGCUGUUCUGGCCUUAUGUAACAAAGUGCACAUGCAUUUAUAAAAGCCUGACAGAUUUGAUGUUUAAUUUGAUGGAUUCGACAGCAAUCUGUUUCUAUUUAAAUAGUGGAAUAACUUGGCAAUCAUUUCCUGGUCUCAGCCAGGGUUUACACUGAACGUAUGACGCAAAGCAUUAAACGCUAAUCAGCGGUUAAUCCUAAUGAGCAUGGUGCUUUAUAAAAAGCUUGUGGUAUCAGCCAUUAUUCCAUUCUAUAGAAUCAAUCAUCUUUAUUUUCAAGCCAUGGCACAUUCAUAUCAGGAAUGGAGGAGAUCUGCCAAGAUGCUGUUUUUACAGGCGUUAUAGUGUUUUGUAGUUACACACACAUGCCUUUUGACCUUCUAAAUCAUGUUUAGAGAUACACGUCAUGUUACUAAACCUUAUAUUACUCAAUAACAUGACAAAUAGAUCUGAAAUUGUUACUGUACUCCACUGCAAUCAUUUGCAACAUGAUGUUUGAUUAUCAAUUUACAGUUAAGCAUUGCAUGUUGAUAUUAUCUUUUUGUUUGAGCUCAUAUACAUGACAAAUGUAUUGUGCUUUGCUAAUAUGGUACAUAACAUUUCAUAUUACGUUGUCACACGAAUUACAGACGCUACUUGAAAAACACAUUGUAUUAUAUUUUUGUAUAAUAUUUUCAUGACAGUCAGUAAACUUUCCUCUCAAAUUCUCAUUACUGUGAUGUAAUAAUAAAGAUAUAAAUACUGUUUGAAAAUGAUAUAUAAAGAAGUAUUUAUGCAUCAGUGUACCAAUAUAGGAAUUAAAAUUAAAAAUAGUCCGACAUUAAAAAAAUAAAUAAAUCUCCCAAUGUAUAUGGUAAUGAGAAUAUGAGAAAAUUU
Molecule: messenger RNA, 5651 nt
Organism: Carassius auratus (goldfish)
Lineage: Eukaryota; Metazoa; Chordata; Actinopteri; Cypriniformes; Cyprinidae
Product: serine/threonine-protein kinase NIM1-like
Exons: 4
Coding region: 2563-3897 (444 amino acids)
Biological process (GO): intracellular signal transduction; microtubule cytoskeleton organization; protein phosphorylation
Cellular component (GO): cytoplasm
Molecular function (GO): ATP binding; tau-protein kinase activity
Source: RefSeq, a predicted model, not a curated record